Lichtheimia ornata is the source of this 474-nucleotide messenger RNA. RefSeq lists its product as uncharacterized. Lineage: Eukaryota; Fungi; Mucoromycota; Mucoromycetes; Mucorales; Lichtheimiaceae. The record is from RefSeq and is a predicted model, not a curated record. The transcript has 3 exons. Bases 1 to 474 code for a protein of 157 amino acids.
AUGUUUGGGAUGUUGGCUAUGAUACGCACCAUGGCGCAAUUAUACAACGAAGCUACGUUCAACACGUUCAACACAUUUACAAAAACAAAGAUCCAUUUCCUUCAUGCACAAGGCCUGUGGUUCAUUGUGACAAGGACAAGUGGCACCCUAUCCCCGACACCAACACCCGGCAUCUACAUCAUGACCAAAGAGCAGCGAGUCAAGGUGCCUGUCAGCUUCUCCGAAAAAGACAUCACACUCCACCCAUUUAUGAUAAAGCAUUGCUGCUGGACAUUACAUAGAUGGCUUGUGAAGAAACUUUAUCAGUGCUCAAGGAUCUUAAACGAGAACACGAGGUCGAUUUACGGUCAUCCAAGGACAAGAAGCGGCAACAUCAUCAAUCCCAUCAUUAUUCGCUUGAAUGAAGGAGAACAUGCGAGCAUUGUAUCCGACUAUGGUUCCAUGAGCUUGCCCAACAGUCCACUCCAUGAUUGA